Messenger RNA from Sitodiplosis mosellana (orange wheat blossom midge), 3938 nucleotides. RefSeq lists its product as uncharacterized. Gene Ontology annotation, cellular component: nucleus. Bases 906 to 2840 code for a protein of 644 amino acids. The transcript has 7 exons. NCBI's taxonomy places the organism in Eukaryota, Metazoa, Arthropoda, Insecta, Diptera, Cecidomyiidae. The record is from RefSeq and is a predicted model, not a curated record.
GUUGCGCUUGGUGUGAGUGUGAGCGAAGCGCAAUCCGAAUAACGAAUCGUCAAGUCAAGAAAGAGAGCAAACAUACGAAUGAAAAAAAAACUUGUAUUUUCAAUAUGUAUAUAUGUUGCAUUGUCGUCAAUAGUUGUGUACACACAAGCAGCAACAGCAAAUGAAGAGAGAAAAAACACAUCAAAUUCUAAUAUAUUUACUAAUAAAAAGUGUGCAUUCUCCUAUAAUGUGUAAUGUUCGUUUAGUGUGCGUGUGAGUACAAUUUACUUGCGACAUUUUUUUCGUUUCCACGAUAUUUUCGGGUUUUUCAAAUCCCAUAAAUCAUAUUGUGCUUGGCUAAAACAAGAACUUCAGUUUGAUUUGCAAUUUAUGCCGUGAUUUGUUUGAAAUUAAUUUUGAUAACGCCUUUAUUUGAAGUAGUUUAUUGAAAUCGAGUGGAACUUAAGCAGCGAAUGAAAAUGUGAAUUUAACUAAAAAUAUCGGUACUAUAUCGAAUAUUCAGUCAGAGAAUGAAAAUGAAUCGGUCGUACAAAGUGGCAACGAAUGGAUUUGUGACGAUAAUUUGCCAUUAGCAGAGAGAAAAACAAGUAUUUGUUGUGAGCGGAAUUACGGCUGAAUUAUUUUUUCGAGUGACGAAAGAACAUAAUUCGUUUGUAUAGUGUCGAAAGAGAAUUGUGUAUGAAAUAAUUUCCAUGGAAAAAAGGUUGAAACACACACACACACACACACAGAGAGAGAGAGACGUGAAUAUAAAGACAUUGUAAUACUCAUCAAAAAUUCAAACAAACUAGCUGGCUCGUCUAUAAUUUAAACAAUGAGUAAUCUGGAAAUUACAUGAGUUGUAUAUCACUUACGGAUUUCAAGUAAUAGCCUUGAUAACGCGUAUAAACAAAGAAUUCUGUAAAAUGGAUGAUAAUGAUAACAUAAUCGAUUUUCAAAAGAUGAACUUUUCGCCGUUCACAACGCAGUUCAAUUGUUUGCCAGCCAAUUCUCUGCAUCAGUUUACGACCGCAAAGUUUGCACAGAAUUUGACCACUUCAAAUGGUCAAGUUGUGAGUUUGGUGUCGGGCUCCGAUGGAAAUGUGCAGUUUGUCCGCUCUGUGGAUGGUGCGGCAGCCGCUAAUUUUCCUACACAAAUCCAACAAAGUGCCCCGACAAACAUUUCACAUGCACAAACAUUCAUUCUGCCGAUUACGAUGCCGGGCGAAAAACCAGGCGAUGCACAGCAAACCGUUCAAAUUCAGGUGUUGAACCCGAAUCAAAUUCAAGCCGCACCAAAAUAUCAGAAUAUUCCGAUGUCGUUGCCGAUUCAAGGAUUUCCACAGCAACACACGGUGCUCACCGUGUCGAUGCCGCCUGACAGUGAAAUGCUUCCAAAUCACGGUUUACCCGAAGGUGUCACAGUAUUAGCAGCCAUUCAGCCGCAAGAUUUACAAUUAUUCGCUCAAACGCCACCGCAUAUGCAACAAACAAACACCGAUGGAACCAGCAUCCAAAUGACCACGGACGGUAACAUGAACAAUUCGGUGAAGGAUGAAAAUGAAAAUCCUGCAAUGAAUCCAAUAACCAUCAAACAAGAGCCAUUCUGGGCGCAGAAUACAAUCGCAACACAACAAAAUGAUAUAAGUGACUUCAUUGCACGUCAAGGAAUCUCAAUCAAUUUGCAACCAUACUUAAAAUUUGACAAUGACAAUAUGCAGAUCAAGCGAGGUGAUACAAUAACAACGGAUGGUAUUGUUAUUAAGCAGGAUCCGGGAUUGAUUGAAAUCGAUGAGAUCAGCAAGCAUAAAUUGAUUGAAUCGAUUCAAGAGCAAGCACAUCAAGUAUUAUCACAAGUUCAAUCUCAGCAACAACAGCCGCAACAAUUGCAAUCGACUGAUUUGCAGCAACGACAACAGCAAACGGAACAAACGACCGAAACAAAAGUCGAGGUUGACGCAAACGGCAAAGUGAAAAAGAAGCGAAAAUAUAAGAAGAAGCCGCCCAAGCCGAAGCCACCGAAACCAGGCCAAGUGCAUAUAGCGACAGCACUCGAUGGUACCAUCCUCUUCUGUUGCCCCGAAUGUCAAAUGGCCUAUGCGGAAAAAACUGAUCUCGAACAGCAUUUAACUGUACAUAAAAUUGAACGACGCUACAUUUGCGAUAUCUGCGGAGCAGGUCUGAAGCGAAAAGAGCAUCUGGAACGACACAAACUUGGCCACAGUCCGGAGCGACCGCACAUAUGUAGCGUGUGCAAAAAGGGCUUCAAGAGGAAAGAACAUCUAAACCUGCAUUUUGUUAUUCACAGUGGCGAUAAAACUGAGAUUUGCGGUGAGUGUGGAAAAGGCUUCUAUCGAAAGGAUCAUUUGCGCAAGCACACCAAGUCUCAUGCAUCGAAGCGACUUAAGGAAGAAUUGAAUGCACAGGCUCAAGCACAGAAAGCGGCAGCCAAUGGAAAUGCGAAUGCAAACACGAACAAAGCGGCGAAUGUUUCAAUGGCCAAUUUAACGUCGAUUUCAUUGGGAACCGUCACUUCGAACACAAUCGAUACGAGUGCAAUAAAAACGGAGCUAACGACAACCGACUGCUCCGCCGAUGACUUACUGCAACAGUUUCAGACACAGCAACAGGUGCUUCAGCUGCAAGGCGACUGCCAAAAUAUUGUCCUACACGUACCCACGGGCGUAGAUAAUACAACGUUGCCCGUUCAAAUAAAACUACCGCAGCUGCUAACAACAAGUUCUGCCGAUGGUACUACGAAUACGGUUGUUUUGCAGCCGAAUGCAAUUUCUACCGCUAAUUUAAGCAAUAAUAAUUUUAAUAGUCAUUCAACGUUAUCAACCACCUCAUUGCUACCAUGACAAAAGCCGCAACCGACCAUUCUUAUAGGUAAAUCACAAAUAGCACACGAACUCAGUCGGAAACAGAAGAUCAUCAUUUAGACAAUGAAACAUGGAGAGAGAGGAUUGUACGCUUUCGUUGUAUUGCGAUUCACUCUUUUUCAUGCAAUUAAAAAAAAUGAAAUACUCAUUUAAAACGGAAUUAGCAACAGCAAAAGGCUUCACAAAUGAUUUCAUCAAACAGAUUACUUAUGUAGCGACCUAAGCAAACGAGCGCACGUAAUUGUUUCAUUUUAUGUUGUAUAUUCUCGAUGAAUGUUGCUUAAAAUCAUCGCUCGAGUUGCACGUUUAUCUAUUAAACUUUUUAGAACAAUUUAUUCGAGAGUUUAAUUCAUCGAUUUGUACCUCCAAAAUUUUCCUUUUCUUAUUAGUUUAAGACAAUGUUUUAUUUAUUACUUUUGUUUAUUCAAAACAAUCACGACAUUCUGCCCAAUAUGUAACUCCUGAAAGACAUUUUUUUCUUUACCUUUUGUAUAUAUCAAUCAUUUUUUUUUACUUUUAAAAUGAAAAGAUUUUAUUUCAUUUAAUGUAGUAUUAGGUAUAAUGGAAACUGUUACGACGUAUUGAAGAUGAGAUAGAGCAUCAAAUUUGGAUUCGAAUCAGAGAACGUUAGAACCAAUAUUUUUUUACGUUUUACUAGAGAAUAGAUAAACACCUGUACGAUAAGCUUAGGUUGGAUUUGAAAUGAAAGGAAGAAAGAAAAAAUUGUUCAGUGAACAUAGGCAAAAUACAUGUAUGUAGUCCGAAAUUGGCUGGCUGAUAUGAACAUAUAACAACACUUGAACUCUUGACACAGAGGUUGUAAUGAUUUUUGUAUAGAAACACAAACUAUUUAAAAGUAUUUGGUGAGCGAAAGAUUCAGCGAAAAUGGUGAAACAAUGAUUCGUUGAACCAUUUCAAAUGUAUGCUUUGGUUCACACAUUCAAAAAGAUCAUGUCAAAUCAUACCAACGAUCAUAAAUAUUUUUUUAUAACAAUUUUUUUCACAAAUGUUUGAAGAAGGACAGAAAAAGAGAUACGAUUUUUAAAAAAAUAAAUCAUGAUUCAUAAGCAUUUAAAA